AUAGAACUUCCUGGUCUGAUAAACUAGAUAAUGAAUGAAGCCCCCUCCGAUGGGGCUGCUCCCUACUAGAACCAUACAAUGGCCAUGGCAUGGCAUCUACAUCAAUCAGAAACCCGCAUGCAAUGCAAAUCAAUUCUUUGUUCCUUCGGUUUCUCCGUACGGCAAAUAUACAGACAGGUGGCGGGGGAAAGUUGCGAAGCCCACGCAAUGUUUUUGUACUCACAUUCUUGUCAAGUGCAUUUUAACGACCUUAAAUAGUAGAGCCUGUGGCCAAUCCAAACUAAAUAUUGGCAGAAGAAAUCGUUCAAUCACAGGAGCAGGAAGAAUGGGUGAGCAAGAAGUGAAGCAGGCGGGGGUUUUAAUCACAUAUAAUCCUAUUUCAUACUUGAUCGAAUCCCUGGACAGCAAAUUUACGAUAUAUAAGCUGUAUGAAGCUCAUGAUCGAGAAGGGUUUUUGGCGGAGCAUUCUCAAUCUAUCAGAGGUGUGGUAUGUGGUGGACAUGACGGGAUUAAUGCACAGCUGAUGGAUGCCCUUACUUGUUUGGAGAUUGUCGCUGUCAAUGGCGUCGGAUUUGAUAGGGUUGAUUUGGCCAAGUGCAGGCAGCGCAACAUUGCGGUGAGCAAUACUCCCGAUGUGUUGACUGAUGACGUGGCGGAUUUGGCCAUGGCUCUUAUGCUUGAUGCCCUUCGCCAAAUUUCUGCUUCUGAUCGCUAUGUUCGCCAGGGCCUGUGGCAGAGUAAGGGAGACUACAAGUUGACUUGCAAGUUAAGUGGAAAGCGUGUUGGAAUAGUUGGACUUGGACGUAUUGGUUUAGCUAUAGCUAAGAGGGCACAGGCUUUUGGCUGCAGCAUUGCCUACCACUCAAGGUCUAAAAAAUCUGAUGUAUCUUUCAUGUACCAUUCAAAUGUUAUAGACCUUGCAGCUAGCAGUGAUGUUCUUGUUGUGGCAUGUUCUUUAACAAAAGAUACUCGCCACAUCAUCAAUAAAUCUGUUCUUGAUGCACUGGGAGCGAAAGGCACGCUUGUGAAUAUAGGCCGGGGCGCCCUUGUAGAUGAGGAGGAAUUGGUGAAGGCUCUAGUGGAAGGUCGGAUUCAAGGUGCCGGUCUAGAUGUUUUUGAGGAUGAACCUCAUGUUCCACAAGAACUAUAUAGCUUAGAAAAUGUGGUUUUGCUGCCGCAUGUGGGAAGUGGAACCUGGGAAACGAGGAAGGCAAUGGCCGAUCUUGUUGUUGGGAAUCUGGAAGCACACUUCUUGAAAAAACCUUUGCUCACCCCUGUGCCCCUAUGAGAAUUUUCAAAUUUCUUAAUAAUUGAUCUCGUAACAAUCUCUCAUAAGAAUUAUCAAUUUAUGUUAUGCUGAUCCACUGUUCUCGGCAUAUGCUUUGUUGCCUAUUUAUAUAUGUUGACUAAAAUCCUGGGCACAUUGAUGUUUGUGGUAAAUUACUACAUUACUAUUAUAGAGUACAAAAUAAAUUUGCCCCUGCUCUCUCUGCUGAA
Molecule: messenger RNA, 1497 nt
Organism: Cryptomeria japonica (Japanese cedar)
Lineage: Eukaryota; Viridiplantae; Streptophyta; Pinopsida; Cupressales; Cupressaceae
Product: hydroxyphenylpyruvate reductase
Exons: 2
Coding region: 35-1288 (417 amino acids)
Cellular component (GO): cytosol
Molecular function (GO): hydroxypyruvate reductase [NAD(P)H] activity; glyoxylate reductase (NADPH) activity; NAD binding
Source: RefSeq, a predicted model, not a curated record